Meira miltonrushii is the source of this 2135-nucleotide messenger RNA. RefSeq lists its product as uncharacterized. The transcript has a single exon. NCBI's taxonomy places the organism in Eukaryota, Fungi, Basidiomycota, Exobasidiomycetes, Exobasidiales, Brachybasidiaceae. The record is from RefSeq and is a predicted model, not a curated record. The coding region runs from base 248 to 2077 and encodes 609 amino acids.
AAACUAUGCCAGAAUUCAAACACGGAGGUGGUGGUACAGAAACAUACAAGCCACCCGUUUCGCACGGCCCAAGAAGGAUUUUUUUAGGUUGGACAGCACUCGUAUUCGCUGCUGCUGGAGGUUACUAUUACGUUAAGACUACCAACUCAGAAAAAAAACGUAAAUACUUCGAGGCUGUUGGUAACAAGAGCGAUCCUAAUUUGGGAGAUCGCGCUUGAACUCUGCAACAAAAACAUUCUUCAUCAUCAUGAAUGCGGCUACAAGUGAUGGUGUGAUGCCUUUUCCAGAUGAAAUCAUUCAGAUCAUCUGUGAAUUUGCCGCUGAGCAAGAUCAAAGUACAGCUUACGCUUUAGCUUUGACUUCAAAACAAGUUUGUAAAUGGACUGCAAAAGCACGUUGGAGAACUAUUUCAAUCACUUCUCCCAGACAAUUGAUUUCGCUCUGGAGCAUAAUUUACGCUUUACCCAAAGAGAUUGUAGAAGGAUUUUGGAAGCUGUAUGAUGCUCAAGAAGAAUUACAACGAGGAGGGACAUGGUCGGAAAAGACUGUGACGGAAUUAUAUCCACUUCAAGUGAUUGUGGAAAGGCUGGGAGAAUCAAAGCGACGAAAAGUUGAUGGCAUCUCUUUUCCACCGGGCGGUCACCCUCAUGUGUAUGUCAAAAAUCUCUUUUUUGAUCUCGUAAAUGAUCGGGCAGUGGGAGAUAAGUCUUCAAGAAUGUUCUUUCAAAUUUGUACUUCAUUUUUCGAAAUUCUUUUAGGUGGAAUUUGGCCUGAAGGACUAGCCCUCAAUCCAUUGUAUUUACUGCAACGAUGGAAUGGCGAGAGCUCCUCUGUGCUGGAAACAGUGUCUAUAGGACCUCUUGAGGCGCUUCAUUUGAACCAUCGAUGUGGUCCGGAUUUACCCAUCAAGGAAAUGACGAUCACUGUGAACGAAACCUCGGAACGUCUCGCCCUAAAUCACACACUACCCGUAUCCUUGCAACGCUUACAUCUGAUCGGCGCAAGUGUUGAUUCUCCCUUAUCGGGAAUGACGCCUCCUUGGUCGCUUUUCAAAUCUUUAUGUACGCCUUAUAUGGGAGAUCCAACUUCCAAAACUAGCAAACGCAGAUUGACACAUAUUCGAUAUGACACUCGUCGAUUUUCCUUCAAACCUGCUGAAAUCACUGCUAAACGUAUGGGGCCUCUGUUUCGGGAACUCACGCUUUCUCCGUCGGACACACAUCAAACAACACACACUACUGCGAAAGAGGCAACUGCUUCUUUUCAAUUUGAUGGUCCUCGUCAUGCAGCUCCUUCAAAAGGAUCAGGUAAUGUUGCCAGAUUGCAAAGUACUACCAAUCUAGUUUCGAUUCAUAAACUUGCUCAACAAGGUGAUCCAAUUGCACAAUAUAUGUGUAACAUUGGAAUUGGUCAGCUUGCUUUCUUACAAUUUGCUUGGGAACCUAUGACUGGUUCGAAAGAGAUGCUAGAAAGUGUCCAACCAUGGUACAAACGAAACGCAGACAGCGCUGACACGUCACAGCAAAAUGAAACGGAUUCAAGAGAAGAUGGUAGACAGCAUGGCAUGCGCGACGAGACUGGUGGGUGGCCUCGGGAAAGAAGGGGUGCCUGGACGGAAAGGUCAGAGAAGUCUAUCGAUUCAUUUGGAGCGGAAAUGAGAGAAGCUAUCGAAAGCCAGUGGGGCUGGCAUGGAGAUGGAAUAGAAGCGGCAGGAAGGUAUUGUAGGCAAUCAGAGGAGAAUAUAGAGGAUGGAACUACUCGAGAUCCAUUUGAACGUAAUUCGGCUUUCACACCUGAUGGCGAUACACUUUCAAAAGAGAAGAUCGAAAGCAGACCUGAUCUCUACAAUAGCGAAAUUGCAGAGAUGCAAAAAGUGACCGCACUGAUAAGGCAAAAGUUCCCGAAUUGUAAUCUUUCACAUCCCAACUUUGCAAACGAUAGCGAAAGUCCACUCUGUUUCGGUAUCAGAGCCCCAAGAAGUCUGGUUCAUCUCGGAGGCAAGGCAUCUUUCACGUACCAUGAUCGACUUCGAUUGUUCUACGAUCGUGCAAAUGGGGGCAAGGGUGCAUGGCCUUAAUCCCAGACAAUCUUCAAUGGUUUUGCACUUUAGUCUAUUGAGUUGUAAAUCAUGAAAU